This is a messenger RNA of Erpetoichthys calabaricus (reedfish), 1354 nucleotides long. RefSeq names its product pyroglutamylated RFamide peptide (gene qrfp). The record is from RefSeq and is a predicted model, not a curated record. NCBI's taxonomy places the organism in Eukaryota, Metazoa, Chordata, Cladistia, Polypteriformes, Polypteridae. The transcript is spliced from 2 exons. Gene Ontology annotation, molecular function: orexigenic neuropeptide QRFP receptor binding. Bases 454 to 909 code for a protein of 151 amino acids.
ACUUUAAGAAACGGUUCCUGUCAUUGUCUUUUGGCUCGAAGACCAACUUCAGUACCCCAUGAUUAUGCAAUGCAAAAAGAGGGCUUGAAUGCAUAAAGAAGUGGCAUUAAGGUAAUCAAUAAAAAUGAAUGAAUUGAUUUUCACUAUGACAUACUGAGAGUCUAUAAUCCAUUCUUUUCAGCACUAUUGCUUCUCUCAUGGAAACGUUUAAUCAGAAUAGCGGACGGGAGUGCAAUUUGCUUGUUCAGGUAUCCUAGAUGGAAGAAUCUGAGCUGUUAGCAAUGAAAGAGGCGAAUUAGACAUAAACGCUGAGAUCAAUUGAUGAAUGACGUCAUUAAUUAAGCUACCAUAGAGGGGCACAGCCAAUCAGAAGUGGGAACUUACAAAGCUAUGAAGUGAGGCUCCCCUGACUGAGUUGGACACUUUGCAGGGAAGAAGCUGGCUGUGGCAAAGAUGAACUCAGGUGGACGUCACUUCUACAUGUUGCUGGCCUUGUUUGCUAUCUGUAGUGUUACUUUGUCAAGUUUACAAGACCCCCCUGGAAGUCUUCCACUAGCAUUUAAGACUCAGAGUUCUGGAGUGGGGCUGGAGGCAGAGCCAUCCCUGAGUCUGGCAUCAUCACUAUGGAGACUUAAACAAGAUCUUCUGAAACAAAAAGUGAAGCCACAGCCAUGGGUUCAGGAUGAGGGAAAGAUGCCAAGGGAGGCAAAUGAAAGCCUUGAGUCUCUAACGGAGAUGCUUUUGAGAAUGAUCAAUGAGGAGAAGGAAAAUGCCGUAGGACAGCUGAGAGACAAAGAGGAAGACAGAGAAGACAGGAAGAGAAACCAGGCGCUCAUUUCCAUCGCUGGCGGCUUGCAGUCCUACAACAGGCAGAAAGGGGGUUUUGGGUUCCGUUUUGGGAAAAAGUAAUUGAAAAACACCCUACCUUCAGCCAACCAGCAGUGUUUCACAUGAUUCCUACUGGUUAUGGCAUAUCAAGUGGAAUCACCUGGGACUCCAUGUUUAUCCUAAAUCACCAAGUUGCUGUAAAAUGUACUCUGACAUCUUUUCAGCAUUUUCCACAACAGCUUGUUUUGCUGUAUUCCAUCCUAUACUGCGGUGCUCACGAUUUAUUUGGGGGCUACGUUUCUGUGCUUACAGUUACACUGCCACAGAAAAACCAGCACAGAACUGCUAACCCAGAAAGGCGCUUGCUCAGAAAUAAAAAUCAACUUCCAAACAGAUUAAGAAGCACACCAUGCUAUAUUUUAUUGUGUAGAAUUUGUAGACUCUAGGAUUGUACUGUCAUAUUCAACUGAUAUGUAAAAAAAAUGAAAAUGUUUUCAUUCAUUAAAGAAAAUGCCUUUCAUCUAAA